AUGGCUCUUCCAGUCAGCAGUCCGUCACCGCGGCUAGACCGCUUUGGACAAGCCAUGGAAUCUCUUUACGGGAGUUUUAGCAAUAUCGAAGACCCAAACACCUGGACUCCACCACCGAGAUCAGGCGGUCAUCGGGGGCGAUACCUAUGGACAGACGCCUUCGGGGUCAUCAACUUUCUCACAAUGCACCAGGAGUAUAAGCGAACUGGCAAUGAUACCACUGGCGAUGACCGUUAUCUGGUGCUGGCUGGUCGUCUGAUUGAGACUGUUCAUGAUGUCCUGGGUAAGACUCGAGAUGGCCGCUCAAGACUGCGAGGAGCGACAGAUGAGAACCCGUUAAGCGGUGGAUUGAGGAUUGGCAAGACAGAUGCCCGCGGUCCAGAUGGCGAUGGGCAAUAUCAUCAUUAUCUAACGGUUUGGAUGUUUGCGUUGAACCGGAUGGCUAAAGCAUCGGGAGAUUUGAAGUACAACAGGCAAGCCAUAGAGCUGGCAAAAGCGAUACACCCCAGGUUCUUUGUUGAUCGCGCGGCAGCUCGACCGAGAAUGAUAUGGAAAAUGAGCAUGGAUCUGUCAGAGCCGCUGGUCAAGUCAGAGGGUAAUCUUGACCCGAUUGAUGGCUUUGUUGUUUUCCGACUCCUGCAAGAUACAGCGAUGGAAGCAGGUGAUGACAAUCUGUUCGAGAUCAACCAAUAUUUGGAGCGCAACAUCAAAUUUCGGUUGGCCUUUCGUGAGUUUGGAACCUGUAUGGGUAUCCAAUGUCAGUCAGAGGUCAAGGAAAAAGAACGCGCAGUUGAUUUGAAAUGCUACUCCGACGCCAUCAUUGCUGCUUGGGAUCCAUACAUGCAGCUAUCCAUAUCCGAUGAUCUGACACCAGAGGACUUGAGGCCUAUCACGCGGGUGAUGUAUGCGUCGGCGUUGAUUCCAGGGGGUAAGCUAAGCCAAACGAUCCUCUCUGAUGAGUCCGGUAUUUUGACAUAUUUCCCAAUUCCAGCAUUUCAAGCUGGAUUCCUAGGGCCGGAACCAACACCAACCUAG
This is a messenger RNA of Penicillium mononematosum, 1035 nucleotides long. RefSeq lists its product as uncharacterized. NCBI's taxonomy places the organism in Eukaryota, Fungi, Ascomycota, Eurotiomycetes, Eurotiales, Aspergillaceae. The record is from RefSeq and is a predicted model, not a curated record. The transcript has 2 exons. The coding region runs from base 1 to 1035 and encodes 344 amino acids.